Messenger RNA from Desarmillaria tabescens, 978 nucleotides. Its product is annotated as kinase-like domain-containing protein. Gene Ontology annotation, biological process: protein phosphorylation. The transcript has 7 exons. Lineage: Eukaryota; Fungi; Basidiomycota; Agaricomycetes; Agaricales; Physalacriaceae. Gene Ontology annotation, molecular function: ATP binding; protein kinase activity. Bases 49 to 897 code for a protein of 282 amino acids. The record is from RefSeq and is a predicted model, not a curated record.
CAGGAACUAGAUGAUACGCCUUGGACCGAUAGAUAUCGUACAACCUAUAUGAAAUGUCUUCGAGCCUUGAGCAAAGCCCGCAGUAUCGUGCCCUCUUCCUUUUCUUCUCGAGAUGUGACUAGAGAAGGGCCAUACCCUAUCAGCGGCGGCGGAUUUGCAGACAUUUAUAAAGGGCGUCUCGAUGAUACGCAAGUAUGCUUGAAGGUCCUUCGGAUAUUCAUCCCUGAAAAGGCUCGGGCGAAGCUUCUCCGAGAUUUUUGCAGGGAAGCUCUCGUAUGGAGGCAGUUCCGCCACCCUAAUAUCCUUCCCUUCUUGGGAGUCAGUGAAGACCUUUUCGCUCCCAGUUAUUGCUUGAUAUCUCCUUGGAUGGACAAUGGAAAUAUCAUGUCUUACCUUGAAGCCCAUCCUGACCACGAUCGCCUUACAUCGCUAAUUCAGGUUGCCGAAGGGAUGAAGUAUUUGCACAAUCUUGAUCCUCCAGUGGUACAUUCCGAUAUCCGUGGGGCAAAUAUUCUUGUCAUGGAUGAUCUACGUUGCUGUUUGGCUGAUUUUGGCCUUUCCCUGUUCGCGGAAUCACAGGCUCUUGACAGCACAUCUAGGAUGAGCAAAGGAAGCAUCCGCUGGCUAGCUCCCGAAUAUAUGGAUUCAACACUAUUUGACCGAUCAUACCUCACCGCUAGGGAUAUCUAUGCCUACGGAUGCACUAUUAUCGAGAUCUUUACCGGCGAAUCACCUUUUAGUGGCAUCAAGAAUGAUGCUGGUGUUAUGUGUGAGGUCGUGACGAAGCGAAGUCGUCCACCGCGACCACCUUUACAUGUUUUUCCAAACGACAGCCUAUGGUUCCUCGUCGAGCUGUGUCUCAUAAAUGCGUCAAGAUGGCGACCAGACGCGAAAUAAGUUUUAGCAAACUUAUUACGAAUUGAAAAAAAAAUUGAUAAUGAACUGUCGUCUUCCAGCCCAUCUCUCUUUCCUUGGGAA